CUGGUUUCAAAUCAAAACACGUGCGAGCAACGAACAAACGUGUUGCGAGUUGGACAACAAUUUAAAAACGCUAUUAAACUAUGGAAGCUGUGCAGCCAGAGGCUGUGCCGGCCGAGAGUGUGGUCAACACAGCCGCUGUGCAGACGGAGACCACGCCUCCAACAGUUGAAGUAGAUGGAGCUAUCAGUGAGCCUGUUAUGGAAGACGCUGUUGCAAUGGAAAAAGAGGCAACACCAGCUGAUACAACAAGUAAAGCAGAAAGUGAAGCUGUUGUGGUUGCUGAGUCAGAACAGAUUUCUGAGUCAGAUGAACAGCCUGCAAACAGAGCACAGUCAACAUCUGAAGUCACAGAGACCAAGCUUGUUACUGAGCCAAUGUGCACUGAUCCACAACUCGAAAUAGACGCACAAUUAAUUGAGACAGCAACUGAAAUAGAAUGCGAGACGACAGUGGACGCAACUCCUUCGGCAUCAGCAGUGGAAGAAACAACACCAUCGACAACUCAAGAAGCUGUGCCACCAGUAGCAUCAACUAUUGCAGCCACUGGAACUGCGGCAAACCCAUCAAACAGUCUAAGUUUGCUUGCCGCCUACAGCUCUGAUGUGGAUUCAGAUACGCAAGGAGCAGCCGAUGCAGAGGACAGUGACAACGAUGAUGUAGUUGAAGUGCCUGUCACAAAUACAGAGAUCAGGACUACCACAGGCCGGCGACAAGUGGUUGCCGUGAGCUCAGGCAGCGACAGCAGCAGCGAUUCGGAUUCGGACUCUGAGGGCGAGUAUCUGACAGCGCUGCGCCAGAAGAUAGACAAGAGAAUUAACACCGAGGAAUGCGAUGAAGAUGAUGAUGAUUUGGACGAUGAUGCCCGACCACGUCGUCGUCAGCCGCCUAAAGUACGUGGUGAGAUGCUGCUGGAUGAAUUGCCGCCCAUAGAUCAACUGGAGAUUACAGUGCCGGAGGAUGAGUGCAUAGAGUUGGGCAAAGUGCAUUCGAUUGUGGAUCAACUGGUGCUUGUAAGUGUGCUGCCCAAUUCCAUGCUGUUCGAUCUGGACACGGUGCUGUUCCUCGAGAAGGGGCGCAAAGUGCUUGGCCAGGUAUUCGAUGUGCUCGGCCAGGUGGCUGAUCCCCUCUAUUGUGUGCGCUUCAACAGCAAUCAACAGAUCAAGGAUCGCGGCAUCAACAUUGGCGACAUUGUCUACUGUGCUCCACAAACCGAGCACACACAGUUUGUCAUUCUGUCCAAGCUGAUGCAGGUGCGUGGCUCAGAUGCAUCUUGGGAGAAUGAUGUGGAGCCGCCGGCCAAAUUCAUUGAUUACUCGGAUGAUGAGGCAGAGCGUGAAGCACGCUGGGAGCAGCGCAAGAAGCGUCAGCGGGAGCGCACCAAUUCCACGGAUUCUGUGGACACAGUUUCCACGGUUGCCACCGAAGUUUCGGAGGCGGCGGCGCCAUCAAGACAACGAGGUCGCCGUGCCCAACGGGACAACAGACAGUCAAAUAAUUAUCAAAAUGGUAACCAGCAACAACAAAACCAUUCGCAAUCUCGUUCACAAUCACGUGAUUCCGAAUACAACUAUCAUCCCAGCUAUAAUCCUGGUAGCUGGCACUCAAAUUACUAUCACAACUUUCAUCCGCCGGUGGCCAACUUUAAUAUGAUGCCGGGCAUGGCAUUUCCAAUGCCCACACAUGGCUAUGGUUAUGGGAUGCCACCACCACCGCAUCCUUAUGCCAUGCCACCACCACACAUGGGCAUGCCACCACCACCACCACCACACAUGUACCCGCCACAGCAUCCAGCCUAUGGAGCACCACCACCUCCCUCACAAUCACAACAACAUCCGCCAAAUUCUGGCAGUUAGUUUAGUUUCUCAACGCGACUUUGACUUUAUUCCAAUAAAAAAAUUAUUAAACAAUUUGUA
Molecule: messenger RNA, 1913 nt
Organism: Drosophila innubila
Lineage: Eukaryota; Metazoa; Arthropoda; Insecta; Diptera; Drosophilidae
Product: H/ACA ribonucleoprotein complex non-core subunit NAF1
Exons: 2
Coding region: 81-1853 (590 amino acids)
Biological process (GO): pseudouridine synthesis; box H/ACA snoRNP assembly; ribosome biogenesis
Cellular component (GO): sno(s)RNA-containing ribonucleoprotein complex
Molecular function (GO): RNA binding
Source: RefSeq, a predicted model, not a curated record